AUGGAGCUCCAGGGCAUGCUGCAGCAGAGACUUCUCAAGAUCUUCAAGAAUAGAACAGAUAAUGAGAAACACGCUCAACGCGAGAAUGCCAUGUUUACCCCCCAGAAUGAACUUGGACUGCCGUUCAAUUUCGGCAGCCUGGACGCUCAGGGGAAAGAUCUGAUCUCCUUUUUUUCAACCCGUUUAAUUUUCCCCCGCUCGCCCCAGAAGGUAGGGGCUAAAAGCGAGCCGUUUUUACAAACAUCCCUAAUCGGUGUCAUUACUACAAUCACUCUGGGUAUUCGCUCCUACCUUCUCCCUCGCUUCUCCAGUGGUAGAAAAUCUUUCUUCUCAGCUCCUCGGCCUCCAACCGAUGGGGAACAACUGAGCCAAGCUGCGCCAGAGCUGCGCAACAAUCUAAAGGGUAGCACAAGAGGAAACCUUUGCUAA
Histoplasma mississippiense is the source of this 429-nucleotide messenger RNA. RefSeq lists its product as hypothetical. Bases 1 to 429 code for a protein of 142 amino acids. The record is from RefSeq and is a predicted model, not a curated record. The transcript has 3 exons. Lineage: Eukaryota; Fungi; Ascomycota; Eurotiomycetes; Onygenales; Ajellomycetaceae.